Messenger RNA from Prunus dulcis (almond), 1475 nucleotides. Its product is annotated as expansin-A13. The record is from RefSeq and is a predicted model, not a curated record. Gene Ontology annotation, cellular component: extracellular region. Gene Ontology annotation, biological process: plant-type cell wall organization. Bases 152 to 961 code for a protein of 269 amino acids. The transcript is spliced from 2 exons. NCBI's taxonomy places the organism in Eukaryota, Viridiplantae, Streptophyta, Magnoliopsida, Rosales, Rosaceae.
CUUCAUUUAUUAGCAUCUUUGGCACUGUGGCUCUUUCUCUCCUCCAUCAUUCGCUUUACUCGCUCACUCACUCUACCUCCUGGUAAGAAGAAAGCAAAUUAAGAACACCAAGACAAACAUAAAACAAAAACAAGAAGGACCACAUCAAGAAAUGUCACCAACUCUGCAGCUGCUGCUGCCGCCCCUCCUCCUCCUCCUCCUCCUCACAUUUCUAGCCUCCACAGCCCUCUCCCACUUGCCUUCAUCCUCCGUCACUACCACCACCUCACUCUCCAUCUACGACUGGCAGUCCGCACGCGCCACCUACUACGCCGCUUCGGACCCCCGCGACGCAGUCGGCGGCGCCUGCGGCUACGGAGAUUUGGUGAAGGCCGGCUACGGCAUGGCAACGGUGGGGCUGAGCGAGCCUCUGUUCGAGCGCGGCCAGAUCUGCGGCGCGUGCUUCGUGCUCCGCUGUGUCGACGACAUGCGCUGGUGCAUUCCGGGCACCUCCAUCAUCGUCACCGCCACCAACUUCUGCGCCCCUAACUACGGCUUCACCGCCGACGGUGGGGGCCACUGCAACCCUCCCAACAAGCACCUGGUGCUCCCCAUCGAGGCCUUCGAGAAGAUCGCCAUUUGGAAAGCUGGCAAUAUGCCCGUCCAGUAUCGCAGGAUCAAGUGUAGAAAGGAAGGAGGAAUUCGUUUCACCAUAGAUGGUUCUAAUAUCUUUAUCUCAGUGCUGAUCACCAAUGUCGCUGGUGUUGGAGACAUAGUUUCUGUGAAGAUCAAAGGUUCAAGAACCGGUUGGCUUCCAAUGGGACGAAAUUGGGGCCAAAACUGGCAUGUCAGUGCUGAUCUAAAAAACCAACCUCUUUCUUUCGAGGUCACUAGCAGCGAUGGGCUCACAGUUACAUCUUACAACGUAGCUCCCAAGGCUUGGAACUUUGGGCAGACAUUUGAAGGGAAGCAGUUUCCGUGAGCACCAUUUUGACUAAAUAGCGUUAAGGGAACCAUUUUCCUAAUCUUCCUUUGUCAUAUUUAUUCUAGUUUUCUCUCAGUGGAGAAUUAGUUAGAUUGCGGAUGAUAUUGUUGUACAAAGAUAUAUAUCAAAGCUUAGUUAUUAAAAGGCACCAGAAAGUGAACUUGGAUGCUUGAGGUGUAAGGUUGAGGAGUAUGCUGAUGCUCAGCACAUGCUGCAGAAUAAUCUUAGUUGUGUGCAGUGCGGUGUAAGUAAUUCCUUAGGUGAGACCAGGUAGGGGCUUGGCGAAAGUGAACUGUUAUAAGGGCUUGGAUAUCCAUUGAUGAACAUUGGUGCUCUGAUUAUGGCAGUGUGCUGGCGGGGCUUUUAAGUCUGAUUCGUAAGUGUUGAUAAACUGCUUGGUUUUGGUUCUGAAGAUGGUGGUUUCCUCGAUUGAAUUCGUAGGUCAUGAUAUCAAACUUCUUGUAGAACUUUCUUUGAGCUUCAUGUAGUUUUGUUAGGCAUGUUUGGGAAA